Messenger RNA from Schistocerca cancellata (South American locust), 4434 nucleotides. RefSeq names its product protein king tubby (gene ktub). The coding region runs from base 92 to 1339 and encodes 415 amino acids. NCBI's taxonomy places the organism in Eukaryota, Metazoa, Arthropoda, Insecta, Orthoptera, Acrididae. Gene Ontology annotation, biological process: protein localization to cilium. Gene Ontology annotation, cellular component: cilium. The transcript has 9 exons. The record is from RefSeq and is a predicted model, not a curated record.
CUUCACGUUUCUUGUCAUUGGUAGUACUAACAAUUUGUUGACAGGUAGUUAACGUUUCUCGUUGCGAAUGGUUUCAACAAAAUAAACCAGGAUGAGCGCCGUUAAUCUGCGCCAACAGAAAUUGGAGCAACAGCGUCAAUUGAUGGAACAGAAGAUGCGCCAGAAAAGGCAAACACUUGGUAUGGUUCAAGCCUCAGACGCCCGUGCUUCUUCAGCUAAAGGCCCAAAUGGGUUUCAGCCGAGGCUUUCGCUCCCAUCACGAGGAAGAGAACUGCAUGGAUAUGACGGGCCCCUGCAGUUCACAAUGGAGCCAGGGAAUCCAGAUCUGGUGAUAUCAUUACCGGCGAAUGGUUCAGAGGCUUCACACCGCGAGGAAAACGAUGUUUGUCAAGUAGAGACUUUGCAACUAGGGGAUCAAGACCAAGAUGUUGAAGAUGAAGAAUCUACACCAGUAUCUCCACCAACCCCAGUCAACACCUUGGCCCUUGCUGUGGCACCAUCGGCUGAUUCAAACUUCAUCACACUCAGCUCAAAUGAGCGGGAAAUAGAAGGUGAUGUUGAAGGAAGCCUGGAGACUUUUGUUUUGGAACCAGGAACUCAAGGUGUUCACUAUAAGUGUAGAAUAACAAGGGACAGAAAGGGAAUGGAUCGGGGCUUAUAUCCAACAUACUUUUUACAUCUUGAGCGUGAUUAUGGUAAAAAGGUGUUUUUGCUAGCUGGCAGAAAACGUAAGAAGAGCACAACAAGUAACUACCUCAUAUCUACAGAUCCAACUGAUUUAUCAAGAACUGGAGAGUCCUAUGUUGGGAAGUUAAGAUCCAACCUGCUAGGAACUCAUUUCACAGUUUACGACAAUGGCUAUUCUCCCAAAAAAGCUGAGUCAAAAGAAGAUUGGAAACGUUCACCUCGACAGGAAUUGGCUGCUGUAGUCUAUGAUACAAAUGUUCUUGGCUUCAAAGGUCCAAGGAAAAUGACAGUUAUUUUGCCAGGGAUGACUCAAGAGCACAAGAGGGUACAAAUCUGCCCUCAAGAUGAACAUGAAGGUUUGCUGGAGUGCUGGCGAAAUAAAAAUAUGGAUAAUCUCAUAGAGCUUCAUAAUAAAACACCAGUAUGGAAUGAUGACACACAGUCAUAUGUGCUGAACUUCCAUGGGAGAGUCACUCAGGCAUCAGUAAAAAAUUUCCAGAUUGUUCAUGACAGUGAUGUUGAUUACAUAGUAAUGCAGUUUGGUCGUAUUUCCGAAGAUGUCUUCACGAUGGAUUACCGAUAUCCUAUGUGUGCACUACAAGCGUUUGCUAUUGCUUUAAGCAGUUUUGAUAGCAAGUUAGCGUGUGAGUGACAAUUUAGAAGCAUGCAAAGUUUUAUGAUAAUCGUACAUUAUCAAACAAUGGAACCCGAAGAUAUGAAGAUGAAUAUGCUGUAGCAGUAUGCAGGAAAGAAUGUUACUUCUUAAACCCACGUGAUUGCAUUUUUACAAUUUGCAGUACCAGUCAUCACAAGAUAGACACUGUUGUAUGUGCCACGUGUGUGGCUGGAGCACGCACAAUCAUUGUACACUUUGAGUAGAACUGCUAGUUUGUCUUUUUUAAUGUAUGUGUGCUGUGUGGAGAUAACAGUAUUUAUAUUUCAUACGUAUGUGACCUUUAAGAUGACGGUUUCUAGUCCUAAGCAAAACAUGAUACAAUUUAUAUUUUUUUAAUGGUAUUUUAAUGACAUAUGAAGACUUGAUUUAUGUCACAGUUCAUAAUAUUUGUGUAUAAUUUGGCAUGCAGUUGCUUGUCAGUCUGCAGCAAAGUUAAGUAUAAAGUUGCACAUGUCAGAAAAGUCUUUCAAUAUUUUACCUCUCAUAAGAAAAUAAUGCCAUUGCAUGACAGGCCUAAAUAUAACGAAUCUUUGUCACAUCUGAUUUUAAUUUUAAAUUGCAUUGUUAAUAUUUUCUCAAAGCAAUACGCACUAUUUUAAUGACACUUUUGUCAUGUUGUCACCUUGUGAAUCUCUCGAGAGUAUACUUGUUGCUAUGUGAUUGUCUGUUGUGUGUGCUAGACAUAGGCCUACUGAUUUAAUAAUGUGCUGAAGCACUAUAUUUGAUAACUAAUGGAAUUUAAAUGGCCCCCAUGAUAUAUGAAUCUGUCUUAAGCAUCUGUGUUUUAAAGAAUUCAAAUCUUGUUGUUUAUAAUAUGCACUUAUAUUGCUCACUGUACAUAUUGUCAUAUUUCAUGCAUACUUUCAUAAGUAGGUUUUUAGUGAUCUAUCAGUGUAUAUAUGACACAAUUGUUCAUUGUUGUUAUUUUUUUACAUUUCAAGUGGUGUAAUCUCUCUGUUACAACAUUUAUACAUCACUCUUGCAUUUAUAUACAGUACCAGCUUUUUUAUUAUUUUUCUGCAUUUGGCACUUGGGAGUUUAUGCCCAUAAGUGAGAUACGACUUAUUCUGUUUAUUUUUCUAUUAUUCUGGUCAGAAGAUGUAAUGUAUGCUGUGUCUUUAGCUGUAAAUUAACUUUAUUAUCAAACAUAAAUCUACACAUAUUCAGCAAGCCCUCAUUUGUCAAUUCUUUUCCCUGACAGGUGAAAUACUGUCCUCAUAAUAGAAUUUUAUCCAGGAUGCCUAUCUUUGUUGUAAUAAUUCAUAAACCAUAAACAUUCUAGUUGUUGUGUUAAAUUUUAUUUACAGGCAUGGGGAAUUGUUCUUAAAUGUAAUAACUUGUAAGGAGCAGUAAUUUGUCCAUGGCUCACCAUACUUAAUUGUGAAAAAAGAACUGUAAUUUACUUCAUUUGUAAAACAAUGUCUGUAAAGCCAGUGUGUGUGAAGUUUGCUGAUAUACUGGCAUGGAUAAGUGAAUUCCUGUUAUUUGAUUAGUGUCUUCAAGGUUGUACAUCAUUUCCAUAUUGCCAUAGUUUGUUGCCAGUUAAUACAAUUAAUGCUUCUAAAGUUUUAUUAUUUGUACAGUACAGAAAAUUUGUGUAUGUAGUGAUAAAAUAUGAAACAUUGACUUUGUGAAAAAGUGCUUGGUACCACAAAGGCUGCAUGUCUUCAUGGUUGUUUCUUUCUCUGAUAGAUUCUGAGAAAUAUCCUUUCAGGGUGUGGGAAUGGGCGUUGGAAAAAUUUACACUUGAUACUCAUAGUAGUUCCCAUUUGUUUUGCUCUUAUACAUACUAUGACCAUCAACUUUUUACAGUGAGAAACACAACUAGAUAAAGAAAACACUUGUAUUUUAGUGAUGAGAAACAUGCAAAUGAUUCGUCCAUAUACCUAAGUUUUUAGGUAGCUACAAAAUUAUGACAGGGUUAAUAUCUUUUUUAUAUAUCUUUAUUUUUAUGUAAUGCUCACUUUAUAAUUGUAAUCGGUGUCACCAUCAUUGUCAAAACUGCCAUGGAAAUCAUCAAUGUUGCUAUUUUUUGUUGGCUUCAGGCUAAAUUCCACACUCCAUGUGUAAAUUAUAUCCUUCCCAACAAGGUAGUUUGAUCUCUCCUCUUUGUUGAUCUGAGCUAACUGUAACACUUUGUGAUCUCCGUACAGAAUAUCAUCAAAGACUGAAUCUACUUUAAUUACUAUUACAAUAACACUCUUGAUAGAUGUAUCACUCAUUUUUUUGUUUCCAUUUUUUCCACAUUAUGUGAACUUCUUACGCUGUAUUGGCUAGUUGUAAAACCUGUGUCACAAAACAUUAAAAAAUACAAGCAAGUGCUGCUCUCAAGCUAUGAGCGCAUGACCACAAAUUUCCAACAGUUCUUUGUCUCUGCAUACUAAAUUAAUUUGUAAUAACUAGUUUUCAUGUUCUUAACUGUAUCAUUGUCUGUAUUUUUGUAUAUGCCAUUCAAUCUUUGUUCAUUGGCCUUCCAUUUUCUUUAUUCACUGGCAUUCCAUUCAUCACCAGCCCUUCAGAGGUGUAUCAUAUUCCUUAAGAUGAGUUGUAGAUAUAGUAUGGUAUAAUAUUUCAGUAUGCUAGCAUUACUGCCUUUGGAUCACGGGGUCCCGGGUUUGAUUCCUGGCCAGGUUGGGGAUUUUCUCUGCCCGAGGACUGGAUGUUUGUGUUGUCCUCAUCAUUUCAUCAUCAUCAUCAUCGCCAUCAUCAUCAUCAUCAUCUUUCACAGUGGCUGGACUGGGACUGUGUGAAAAUUGGGACUUUGUACGGGCGCUGAUGACUGCGCAAUUGAGCACCUCACAAACCAAUCAUCAUCACAUCAGUAUUUCAGCAUAUGCUUGAUGUUGAUUUUGUUGGAUACUCCAUCAAAUAAUGCUACAGAAAUAUUUGGAUUUACCAGUGCAUGCAUCAUAAAUAAGUCUUUACUCCGUAACUCUUGCCUCUUGACCGGUGAGUUUGUAGUUCAUGACAUGAAAGUGGUGGUUACAAAUAUUAGCCUGAUUCUUGAAAAUGUACUCUUUCACUCAGCUGUAAGUCUAAAUAAUACUGGAAUGUAAACCCCCCCCCCCCCC